Molecule: messenger RNA, 4911 nt
Organism: Lodderomyces margitis
Lineage: Eukaryota; Fungi; Ascomycota; Pichiomycetes; Serinales; Debaryomycetaceae
Product: TGL1
Exons: 3
Coding region: 1-4911 (1636 amino acids)
Source: RefSeq, a predicted model, not a curated record
AUGACAAUACCACUCCUUGGGAGAUUAAACAUAUUCGACUGGCCAUUUAUCAUCAUUUCAUUCUCAUUAGCAUGGUUUGAGUUUAUAGUGUCUGCUAUUACUACUCUUCUUCCGAGAAGGUUCAUCAAUGCUUGUACUAUGGUAGUCAAGCAGAUCUUUCGAUUGACAUCAAAUCCGAUCGACUUGAUAACGCAACUGAGACCAAGAGCAGACAGCAUUGAAGACGAAGAAAAAUUUCAUUAUUUAAAAGGCACUGACAUAACAAAGUCAAAAGUCAGCAAGCAAAGCUACGACUUGAUGAUUGAGAUGUUGAAUGCAGAUACAAUUCACGAUAUGGUCAAGUUAUUUGGAUACGAAAUUGAGAGCAGGAUUGUCACCACCAAAGAUUCCUACUUGUUGACCUUGCAUAGGAUUAGGGGUGGCCCCACAGGAAGAGUUCCCAAUGGGAAAGCCGUUUACCUCCAUCAUGGAUUAUUAAUGUGCAGUGAGGUUUGGGUUACGAUGGUUGAAAAAUAUCAAAACUUACCUUUCAUCUUGUACGAUUUGGGCUAUGAUGUUUGGUUGGGUAAUAAUCGUGGUAAUAAAUACAGCCAAAAGCAUUUGUAUUAUGAUGUGCAUUCACUCCAAUUUUGGAAUUUCUCCAUCGAUGAGUUUGCCAUAUUUGACAUACCUAAUCUGAUCGACUAUAUAUUGAAUGAAACCGGUAAAGAGAAGUUAACCUAUAUUGGCUUUAGCCAAGGCAGUGCCCAGGCGUUUGCCAGUGUGUCGGUAAACUCGGAUUUAAACGAUAAAAUUGAUCAGCUUAUUGCAAUAUCACCUGCAACUACCCCGCAUGGACUUCACUCAAAGUUCCUUGAUAUUUUGCUAAAGUCUUCACCAAAUGUCACCUAUUUGUUGUUUAGCAGGAGAGUGCUCAUGCCGUCAUGCAUAUUUUGGCAGAGAAUAAUGUACCCUCCAUUGUUUGACAAGGUGAUUGAUAUCUCAAACUAUAUGUUGUUCAACUGGAAAUCGUUAAAUAUUUCAAAAUUGCAAAAGUUGAGUAGUUAUGCCCAUUUGUAUUCCACCACCAGUGUCAAAUGUGUUGUUCAUUGGUUUCAAGUUAUGAGCUCAAAGAACUUUCAAAUGUAUUUUGACACCACAAUGUCAUCGUCGUUAUCGGGAUUGAACCCUGUUAGCUACCCUUUGAAGAAUAUACAAGUACCAGUCCAUUUAAUUUACGGUACCACCGAUUCCCUUGUCGAUAUUGAUGUCAUGAAGUCGCAGUUGCCGAAAAAGACCACGACAACAUACCCUGUGUAUGACCAUGAACACUUGGAUAACUUGUGGGGACAGGAUGUUUUCGAAUCGGUAUUCAAACGCGUAUUACAAUACUUAGGAGAGGACAUUAACGACGUAUACUCGAGAUUAUUCAGAACUAAUGAAAACGUUAAAUUGAUUGAGGAUAUAUUCCGCCCCGAUAUUGGAUUAAGUGGGAUAACAAUUGAUAAUGAUCUGACUCACUUCGACGGCACAGUUUUGAACAAUACAGGUGGGGCCGGAUCAGAUCAUGAUUAUGAAUUUGAUGUGACUCGGAUUUCCAAUGUGUCCGUAACUGGCCAAUUUUCCUCACUGCCGUCAUCUCAGGGGGCAAAGUUAUCCUAUUUGAAACUAGCUAACAACAGAAGAAAGAGUAGCGCCCCUCAAAGUGAUAAGAAGACGCAAAGUGUAGAUAGUACCAACACUGCAGAUUUCAAAACACCGCAAUCAAUAGGGUCGGCAUCGAUAGACUUUAAUUCAUUAAUUGUGACCCCGGUGAACGAGUCAAUAAUCAAGCCUCAUUCGACACGUUACGGGGAUGACAUCAAAUGGGCAUGUUGUAUGUAUUUUUCGUAUUCCGUCCUGGACGCAGUAUCGAGGGAUGGAUCGCCACACCAUGAAAUUGGUACUAACCUUUCAUUAUAUAGAGAACAUUCCAUGUUAUUGGAGAUUUUCAUCCCAACUGUAUCUUUGGUGAAAAGAGUGAUUCGUCAGAUACCUCGCUCAUUGCCGUAUUAUGGAAACACGGAUGAUCCACACGCCACCGAUGAGACCGACCCUAUAGUCUGUGAAUUGAUGAAAAUACGACCCCACAAGCCCCUGUUUACUAUUUUAUUACAGUUGAAUGAAGAGAGCGUCACUACCUACUCGUCAAAGCUACUGGAAUUGUUGUAUCUUUUGCUAGAGGAAAAGCAAUUGGAUGACAACAUAAGAAUCGAACUUGAAAAGUCUUUGACCCAAUUGAUUUCAUUUAUUCCUUGGGUUAAGCCAGACUUUCCUGAAAAGUUGGAAAUUGAUCACAAUCUAGCCUACAAAAAUAGACAGAGUAUUCCACGGCUGGAAAGCAUUCCUGGAGAAAUUAACCCAACGUACCCUAAUGGAUACUUGUCGAAGAUUUUGAUUGACAAUUUUGAUGCAUUGAUCAAGUUUUCCACCUCGUACUUUAAUUUGACCUUGAGUACCCAAGUGACAAAAUAUGUAGUGGAGUUGAUUUAUCAAUUAUAUUAUUGGGAAGUGGUACAUUUGGCUCAUGUUAAUCCCAAGAUCAUUGAUUUCCUUGAACUAAUAGGAUUUGAAGUAACCCAAACCACGUUUGGCCCUAUCAUCAAACCACCAGUAAACUACCUCAACGAUAACUUGUUGCAAGGAUUGCAGUACCCUUUCCCAUAUCCAUUUUACAACUAUAGUUACCAUUCCUUUGAUUCUAGGGUUGAUCAGCAAAAGUUUGACCGGAUUAAAAUAAAUCCGUAUUUGGAUAUCACUUUAAAAAACGUCGAUGGAGCUUCAAGAAAGAAGAGAAAAGGAAGUAGAAUGUCAGGCAAGAAGUCAAUUAGCGAGGAACCCAAUAAAUUUGGAAAGCAAUUUUCAGAAGGUGCAUCUGAUGGCGGGGCACGUGGUGAUAACCCAGUGAUUCUCGAAAAAGGUUUAGACCAUCAAGCACUCAAUGUGACUCGGGCUAUGAGUGAUAUAGGGAAUUCAUUCGAUGAAGAGAAUGAUUCCUUUCGGAGAAAGAAAACUGUCAAACAUAACCCAGAGGAGCAAACACGCUCAAAAGAAAAGAUGUCGUCUUUAAGAGAUGAUGAUGCAGCUGGAGAUGACAAACAAAGCACCGCUCGUUUGAAUCACAUUCCUACCGAUCCAGCGUCAAAACCAGUAACCUCACACAGUAUCACGACUCCAAAUAUACCUUCUGCACCAACGUCAGCAACACAUCAAGAUCUAAUAUUUCGCUCUCAACACUCGCCGCCAUUUAGAAACCCUGGGUUCUCUCCCGUUUCAUAUCUGCAUUACCCAUUCCAAUCGCUUCCACCGCUCACAAAUCAACAUUCCCAGCAACCACAAAAGCAACCGUGUUCUAAUAGCCCUCAACUUUCUUUUCCACCACGUACACAAUCGACACCCGUUUUGCCCAAGACGGGUAGUCAAAAGUCUCCGGCACUAGGCCAGCAAGACCACCCAAGAGAGCUUCCCCAUAUCUCGCCAAUAUCAAACUAUCUAUCAUCUCAAAGCAAUGUUUUGCCCUCCAUCUCAAAGCUCACUGAUCAACAGGAACACGCAUUGUCAGAUCGACGUGCAAAACUGGGUCCUGUUGUCAGCUCAUCGUAUAAGGGUACUGGAUUGGGGAUAACUGCACCUCCAGCUAGUGUCCAACCUCUGUCACAAUAUCAAUCACAGCCAGAUGCAUCCAAUCAAAAUAAGUUGCACCUGGUUACUGAUACCAGCUACAAAAAAGCACUGGAUGAUAUACAGUAUACAAAGAAUUCACCAAAGGAACUACCUUUCCAAACAAUUCAAGUCGGCGAAGGACUGCAUUUAGGUGAUCUUCGGGUUGAUCUUGGUGAUCCAAACUUUUUGCUCACUGAAAAGAAUAAGCGGGUUCCACGUCAUGGCGUCAUUCACCAAUGCCAUUUAACUGAUCCUAAUACCAAUGCUUCAUGCCUCAAAAUCUUUUAUGGAAAGAAUGAGUUAUUGAGACACCAGGAAUUUGUCCAUGCUACAAAAAAGAGAAUUUACAAAUGCUUGUACUGUGAUCGCAGUGGCGCUAGAGUGCAGAGUUAUCCACGUCACGACUCGCUAGCGAGACACAUUAGAAGAAAGCAUGGUAUAACUGGAAAGGAAAACAAAAUGGCAGUUAAUUAUGCUAAAGAGAAUGUUAUAAUUGUUGAUGACGCAGAAGCAGCAAAUAUUGAGUACGCACCAGAAGAACCUUUUACUAAACCACAGGUGAAUGAACCUCCUGUUCCAUCAGAUUCACGUUCACCAGAUUUACAUGAUGAUGAUUCCCAAGCUUACGAAAAAUUCAAAGAAGAGGUGUUGCGAGAGAAAAAAGAACGCAGAAGAAGCUCUUUUGGUGGUCAAAGCAUUGCAUUGCACCCUGCAAGUCAAAUACCUAUAUCAUUGCCUCCACAGACAGUACUUUCCCAAGCUUCACCAACUUAUAACCAACAACCAUUGUCAAUGCCACCUCCACCUCCAAGAACUCAGAGUCAGUCACUAGGUCAACAACAAAAACUUCCUGAGCCUUCAUCAUCAACAUACCAUCGUGACCUGGCUUCAAUUGCGCCUCUAUCGAAGAAACGUUCGGAAAACUUUGGUGACUUGCCUCAUUUACAAAAUUUCAGCUCAAAGGAUGCAAACAAUCGUCUGUUUUCCAUAUACAUGGGUCCAAAUUCCAUUUCUUCCAACUCCAACAAAUCUAGUGUGAGCAAAGCUCAAAAUUCGCCCUCUUUACCAGCACCACUGAAUCGUUCUUUACCCCAAGCUGAACCACUGCAGCAGAAUCAGUACAGCAUUCAGUCACUACCUCAGAUAAGUAGUGAUCCACCAAGGACCAAUGUCAAGCUUCCUCUGAUACACGAUAUUGAUAAUGAAAUAGGACACAUAUAUCGAGGGUGA